Fraxinus pennsylvanica is the source of this 453-nucleotide messenger RNA. The record is from the annotation of a GenBank genome assembly. NCBI's taxonomy places the organism in Eukaryota, Viridiplantae, Streptophyta, Magnoliopsida, Lamiales, Oleaceae.
AUGAAAAGCCCGAAUUUUAUGAACUACAGGGUUGAUGUUCAUACCUGUGGAAAAGUAAUGGUGAAAUAUCUUGGAGAAGCUUCUUACCCCGAUGAACUCUCGGAGUUCUUCAAAGUUUAUAUGGCUGCUCUUUGGUCUGAAAGAUUGGUCAUGCUUGGAACGUCAUCAAACCUCUUUUGGAAGGUUCGCAUAAACAAAAUCAAUGAUGAUCUCUAUUUUGAGGAAGGUUGGCCAGAAUUUGUGCAAGAAGAUUCAUUGGCACAUGGAGAAUUUCUAACCCUUUCUUAUGCUGGUGACUCAAAGUUCUAUGUUAAAAUAUUCGCACCAAAUGGCUGUAGAAAGAGAGUUGCCCCUCAUCGAGUAAGCGAGAAUGAACCUUUCAAUUUAUGCCAAGGGAACGAGGCAUCAAGACCUGGUAAAUUCUUGCAUAACUACUGGUUCCUUUUUUGUUGA